Rotaria socialis is the source of this 1878-nucleotide messenger RNA. The record is from the annotation of a GenBank genome assembly. Lineage: Eukaryota; Metazoa; Rotifera; Eurotatoria; Philodinida; Philodinidae.
AUGGCUAUUGAUCUGAAAAGUAUAAUGAAGGGCCUUGAUCGUCGAUAUGGAAUGACAUGUCGUCGGUUUAAACGAAGGUCUCGACAAUCAAUUCUACUUUGCUUCAUUGGUGCUUUUGUUGUAUUUUAUCUUUUAUCGAAAUGGUUGCCACGUCGAGAAGUCUACCAAAACAUUCAAUAUGAUGCAUGUUUACAGCAUAGAUUGGAACAGUUUGCACGUGAUCAAGUAGAAAUGAAUACCAUUUUUAAUCACGAACCAAUACAAUAUGGAGAAAUUGUUAGCUUACCAUUUACAGGUAAUGGUUACCUUGGUCUUUCUUUGUCCAGCCAAUCUCAAAUUCAACUUUUAACUGAUAUUCGAUCUCCAUUUACAUCAAGCGGUUAUUCUCCUGUGGUUCGAAUUUCUUCAGAUACAUGGGAAGAUUCCAGUGCAACAAUAGUACAAAUGAAAGAAGGUGUUGUAAGACGAAUUCAAUGUUUUAAAUUUAGUAAAGAACGUUCAGCACAUGUAACACAUGUGCUAUAUGCACAUCGAAAACGCCCGUCAUUAAUUGUACAAGAUAUCGAUAUCAUAAAUCCAAGUGAACAUACACUGGAUCUUGCCUUAAAACAAAACAAUCAAAUAUUAAAUAAUGAUUUAAAACAACUUGAUCAACAAGAUGUUCAAUUUGAUCAAACAAAAGACUCAUACAUUAUGACAACGAAUCAAAUUCCUGUUCGACAGCAUGGUUUUAUAAUUUAUGUUAUUCUUACAAAUAGAAUUAUUUCUACCACUAAUGUUAAACCUGGUAGUCUAGAGAAACAAACAAUUUUAACUGUAGUAAAAUUUUCUUCUGUUCUUUCGGAAAAUUCUUUACUUAAUAAAACAUAUGUACAAGAAUUACAACAAGAAUUACAAACGCAAGCUAAAAGUGAUAUGUCUGAUGCUUUAUCAAUAUCAGCAAUAAGAUUAUUAAAAGAACAUACAUCGACAUGGUCAUUGAUAUGGGAAAGUGGAUUUUCAAUAAGUCGUUCGUUAGCACCAUCAACAAUGAAUGGUGAUAUUGUCAAUCGAACAAUUUAUUAUGUUCUUUGUUCAACAUCAGCACCACUUUAUGAAUUAAAAGUAGAUGAAAAUAAAACAGCUGAGUUUACUCAUAGUCUUUUUCAAGUUAAUCAAUGUUAUGAAAGUCAUUCAACAUUAAUUGGUGCAAAAUUAUGGAUAGCACCAGGUGACGAUUUAGCUGUAUCUCAGUUAGCUAAUCUCUGGCGUUCAACAUUAUCUCGAAAAGGUUGUUUUACAUUAAUGCGAAGUGGUGUCAAUGGUGUUCUGCAAUCAAUGCUACUUUCCAUUGGUGGUAUACGUUUCCGUAACCAUCAUCUUGAAAUGUAUUUAGAUCCCAAAGAACUUCAUCGUGAUAUGUUUUUUCGUUCAAUUAAUUUCGGCAAACAAUAUCAUGUGAAUAUAAGUAUAACAGUAGGACAUGAUAAUCGUGCUGUUAUUGAUGUAUCAAUGGACAGUGAAAAUGCGCAAGCAUAUGCGUGUGAUGCUGGCUGUUUAGAUUCACCGACGAAACUUGGUAUUCUACCUGUUCGAUUUCCUGUAAAAAUGACAAGUCCACCAACUGCGAUACUUUAUAUAGCCGAAGAUUUUGAAUAUAUGACACAAUUAAAAGAUACGUUACAUGUUAAAGAAGUUGAAAUAGCUCCACCUCAUGCACACGAUGUUCUUGCUCUUCAUCGACAUGGUCAUAAACUUGGUGGCUUACCAAUCAUCUUCUGGAUAGCUUUAGCAUUUUUAAUCAUUAUUUUUCAUUUAUUCUUAGUAAAAAUCAUUCUUAAUGAAAUGGGAGUUUUCACUCAUAAAUUACCAACAUACACAAGAGCACGAGUCCUUUAA